Molecule: messenger RNA, 969 nt
Organism: Labrus bergylta (ballan wrasse)
Lineage: Eukaryota; Metazoa; Chordata; Actinopteri; Labriformes; Labridae
Gene: ndufs3
Product: NADH:ubiquinone oxidoreductase core subunit S3
Molecular function (GO): NADH dehydrogenase (ubiquinone) activity
Source: RefSeq, a predicted model, not a curated record
GCGACAGACCGCCAACAGUCUCAUUUACGUCCGAAGAAAACAUCAAGCGGAGCAGACAUGGCGGCGUCGUUGAUGCGGUUUGUCCGCGGAGGACUUGGAAGGAGUUACAACAUUGCCAGGAGUUCCUGUGUCCUCCAGCAGCAGAGCAGGCUGCAGAGCACCACCACAGAGACCAGUCCCACCGUCAGGCCCAAGGAUGCUGUCACUCACAACCAGCUGACAGCGUUUGGGGAGUAUGCGUCCGAAAUGAUGCCCAAAUACAUCCAGCAGGUCCAGGUGACCUGUUAUAAUGAGCUGGAGGUGAUGAUCCAUCCUGAUGGAGUUGUCCCUGUGCUGACCUUCCUGAGGGACCACACCAACGCCCAGUUCAGGAACAUGAUCGACCUGACGGCUGUCGACAUCCCCACACGGCAGAACCGCUUUGAGAUUGUGUACAACCUGCUGUCGCUGCGCUACAACUCCCGUAUCCGUAUUAAGACGUACACAGAUGAGUUAACCCCUGUGGACUCUGCUGUGUCGGUCCACAUGGCUGCAAACUGGUACGAGAGGGAGGUGUGGGACAUGUUCGGUGUGUUCUUCGCCAACCACCCAGAUCUGAGGCGUAUUCUGACCGACUACGGCUUUGAGGGUCAUCCCUUCAGGAAGGACUUUCCUCUCUCGGGAUACGUGGAGGUGCGUUAUGAUGACGAGGUGAAGCGCGUGGUGGCCGAGCCUGUGGAGUUGUCGCAGGAGUUCAGGAAGUUUGACCUGAACACGCCCUGGGAGGUUUUCCCGGCGCACAGGGAGCCCAAAGACGCUCCGCCCAAACUGGAGGCUGGAGAGGCUCCUGAGAAGAAAUGAUGUCCCUCAUGAUUCAUCCCCACGUUCUGUCUGUCCGAGUCAUUUUGGGAUCCCCCGCCCCCCAACUGAACAAAGCCACCUGAUUAUUUAUGUAAAUAAAAAUAAGAAUAAAACAAUCCUGAAAAGAGA